UUCGUUUAUACUGUUUGUUUAUCUAUCUCCUCAUUGUCUUUCAGCUUGUUUGUUUCUUAGGAAACUUUUCUUUUUGAGAGGAGAAAGAAAUUUACUCUGCUUUACCGCUCUGUUUGGUUCCUCGGAAAUCCAGGGAGUAAACUCGGAAAAAAACUGAAGCCUUGGAGUGAUAGCAUGUUAUAUUGGAAGUGGUGACAGAUUGUGCAUUCGAUUCUCCUUUUGUCCCGCGCUUUCAAAGGCCUUCGCUUAUUUUUCGCAUCUCUUUUAAGUUUUUAGUCUGUUCUGGAUGAUUGAAGAUUUGGAUCCUGAUCAGCGAGGAUUUCUGAGUUUCUUUUAAUCAGAGACGGGCGUUUUGAAUAUAAGGAUUUUCUAGGGCAUGGAGGUAACGUGUGGUGCAGCGCCGCAAUUCUCUGCUCUCAUAAUCGGUUCGAAGAGCAUUAGAAGGAAGCCGAAUAUGGCCGUGGUGCCGUCGAAUCAGGGAGAGCUAAAAGAAUGUAUGAUAAAAAUAUGUGAUUUUCGCCGGAAAGGCAUGUGUAGGCGGCAGAGGCGGUUCGAUUUCCGGCUUUCGCACUCUUCUAACCAUUCACAAGUGCUGGAAUCUGGAAAUCUUUGUGCAUCUUUUAACGAGGACUGGUUGUUAAAGAACAAGGCACAAGAGCUCGCUUCAUGCUUAAAUGGACGAUCAAUAUUUCUUUUGGGAAUGAUGGGCUCUGGCAAAACAACAGUGGGCCGAGUUCUGUCAGAAGCAUUAGGUUAUUCCUUUGUUGACAGUGAUGCGCAUGUGGAACAGGCUAUGGGUGGAACUUCUGUGGCACAAAUAUUUAAACAGCAUGGGGAGAGUUUCUUCAGAGAUCACGAGAGUGAGGCAUUGCGGAAAUUAUCCUUGGCGCCCAGGCAAGUUGUUGCCACUGGAGGUGGUGUAGUUGUUCGCCCAAUCAAUUGGAAAUUUAUGAGGCAGGGGAUCACUGUCUUCUUAGAUGUACCCCUUGAUGCCUUGGCCAGGAGAAUUGCUGCAGUGGGAACUGAUUCACGCCCUCUUUUGCAUUUUGAUUCUGGAGAUGCUUACACAACGGCUUUUGUGGGACUGUUUACUCUUACCAAAAAGAGAUCCGAGGCAUAUGCCGAUGCUGACACUACAGUUUCCCUUCUAGAUCUUGCUGCCAACCUGCAUCUUGAAGAUGUGUCUGAUAUCACGCCAACUGCCAUAGCAAUUGAGGUACUCGUACAAAUUGAGGAAUUUCUACGGGGGGAGAAUGGCAGGUCCCUCCGAGUGUAUCCUUAAAUAAUCGAAUAUCAUGGUUUUUUAUUUCCAAAGUUCUCACGUCGGUUCUUUUUGUACGGUUGAUGCAAAUAAGAUAAAAAAAACAUUAAGUUAUUCUUUUCAUCAUAUAAAA
This is a messenger RNA of Carya illinoinensis, 1394 nucleotides long. RefSeq names its product shikimate kinase 1, chloroplastic-like. The record is from RefSeq and is a predicted model, not a curated record. Gene Ontology annotation, molecular function: shikimate kinase activity. Bases 377 to 1282 code for a protein of 301 amino acids. The transcript has 10 exons. Gene Ontology annotation, cellular component: chloroplast. NCBI's taxonomy places the organism in Eukaryota, Viridiplantae, Streptophyta, Magnoliopsida, Fagales, Juglandaceae.